AUGCCUUUGACGGCAGAGGUGUGCACUCUGGCAGACAGUCAGACGACAACACCCGUACAACGUGAGUUUACUCAGCAACAACACUCCGAACAGAACGCCGAGUCCGAUCGCUUUCCCAGUCCGCAUUCCGGAGCUGUCCAACCUCGUCUGUUGUUGUUCCUCAAUCGGCUUGAUGCGCUUGGCUUUGUCUGUGUGCAGCCCUGUCGUCUCGUGCCCCGAGCACGAGCUCCUGCGGCAUCAGGCAUUGCCUUGUUAUUGGCACUGCCCGAUCGUCGAUCGACCCCUCCUCCCCUUUAUAUACCUUUGUCAGCACACGUCGUACUUACACUUUAUGCAGCUCUGCCGCGCUCCUACAAACCAACCACUCGGCCAUUCUACGGCCACGCCUCGACUGUCGAGUCUGGCUUCCAGGACGACGAUCUCGACGAGGACGACGAGCUAGACUACGAGGAAGAAGAGUACAUUGAGAUCGUCGACGACACAGACUUUGAGUUUGAACGCAACACUGUUCCACCUCCCCUCCCCACCGCUGCUCACUCCCCCGCGCCUGCGACCAUGCCUCGUACCCGCCGCAAGGAUGCUGACGCCCUCGCGUUCAAACGAAUCGCGCACUUACUGCUCUCUGCCGUCCAAUCCAAAUCCCGAUCCUCGACCUCUGCAGACGACGAGCCGUACUACGAGGACCCAGGAAUCAUGUGGUCGUCGAACCCCGACAAUGCUCUCGCCGGGCCGUACACGACGCCAAGCGGCAAGACUGUGCAAAGCGACCCCAACGAUGAGCGCCUGUCGAAUCUCGGCAUCCCCCUCGCCCUCCCGUACAAGGUCGAGACGCUCGCGGAGAUGGACGCCCGGUUGGAGCUCAUCGUCUGCCGCUUGACGGAGUGCGUCAAGGCGAAGGACUGGAUCGUCGGAUUCAGGUGGUGGCAGAGCAUGGGCUACCCCAUGAAGCGCGAUCUCAAGAUCCGCCUCAUCUUCUUGUACUACGAGAUCCUGUUCGUCCCCGGUCUGCGCUCUGGAUUUGUGGAGGGACGAGCAAACGAACUCAUCAACUGGCUUAAUUUGACCGUGAACGACCUCCGAAUCCCGUGGCGACCGCUAUACGAUGCGCUGUACAACGAGCUGUUCCCGCACCCGAACAAGCUCGCCCGCCACUCCGUCAACCUGGCGCCCGUCUACCUCAAUGUUGCCGAAGCUGCGCAGCGAUUGUUCCACCCCGCCGAUGCCGAGGAGAUGAUGGAGACGAUUCUCCCGCAGUUUGCUCCGCACAUGGACUCGAUCCUCGCGACGCAGCUGUUCCUCGUGCACUUUCUCCCGACUGCUUCGUGCGACAAGUGGCUGCCAGUCCUCUUCCGUCUGUGGUACGGUCUGAACAGUGGACUGUGGGACGACCAGGCGUCGGACAUCAUCGGCCAACUGGCCAUGGUCCACAUCGAGACGCACCGGUCCGACCCUGUCCUGAAUGCCCGCAUUCCCCGUGGCAGGACGAACACGCCAGAGGAGCAGGCGCGCAACCCCAGUCUGAAGAAGGCGGAGCGGAACCACCGUGCUCGUAUUCUCGACGCUCAGAAUGACGUCGUCGACGAUGCGGACGGCCUGACCUACUGGGUUGACCCGGAAAAACUGCCGGUAGAGGAGGAGGAAGGAGACCCGAACUACGCGCGCCUGCGCCGAGACGUCGGAAUCUUCACGGACGAGCAGUUCGCCUUCAUCAUGUCCAAGUGCUUGAGGUCUCUGAACGUGCCAGUCGGCGGGUCCAUGGCGUCCCAGAACAGCAUGUCGAUCACGCAGGCGGACACCCGUGUUUCCAAGAAGAACCUGGACGCAAAGAAGCCCAUUGACCGCACACAGAGUCUGGCCGAGGUCAUCAUCUACAGCAUGUCCGAGGAUGCGCCUGUAGCUCCGUUCGGCACGACUGGUGCGCCCACUCGUGCUGCCACCCCGGCAUUCACGCCGCACCAUCCCAGCAGCGUUGAUCCGAUCACCCGCGUGCGCAACGGCGACGUGGCCAUGUCUCGAACAGACAGCACGGAUUCACUCAAGGCUGCGGGUGAGAGCAUCGAGCGCAGCAAGAAGUAUCUUGCCGGCUCCAAGGCUCUGGAUCACCUGUCACGCCUGAUCACCAGCUGCGAGACCUUCUUCCACCCGUCAAACGCCGGUCCCUGGUCGUCCUUCCUGACCGUCUUCCUGUCGCAUCUCACGAGCAACUUUGUGCAGCGCUGGAAGAUGGAGGAGGAACCAAACUGCAAGGUGCCCGUCGAGUGGCGUCUCACCCCCGAGAUCAAGCGGUCCUUCGUCCUGACGCUGCGUCCCGUCGCGCUGACGGCCAUGUUCAACAAGGACAUGGAGUCUGCCCAGCCUGCCAUCUCCACGCUGAAGAGGCUCGCGCUGCUCGAGCCUGACCUGAUCAUGCCCGCUAUAAUGGAGCGUGCGAUCCCUUCGCUGCAGGGUCUCGAGGAGACGCAGCGGACAGCGUCGGUCACCUUUGCACUUGCCGCAGUCGCCCAGCCCCUUGCAGGUCGUUCCGUCUGGCGCUUCGGAGGCAUAUAUGUCGCAGACAUUCUCAACUUGCUUCUCCCUGGCAUCGACCUGAACGACCCUACCAAGACCGGUCUCUCUUGCAUGGCGAUCUGUAACAUGGUCGACCAGAUCCGAAUUGCCGACAUCUCCGACAACGAAGCGACCCCCAACGGUGAUGCGGGCCGCACUGUCCGCCGCGUCGUUCGCGCUAAGGUCGACGACGACCCGAACGACCCCGUCGGGCAGGAGUUUGAAGAGAUGACCGAGGACGAGAUCGAGAGCCGUCUCCGCAUCUCGACUGGUGCCUUCCAGGACUGGGUGCACGAGUUCCUCGGACGUGUACUCCUGCUCUUCGCCAACCUCCCCGAGGAGGGCGGCAAGACUGGCCGUGCGGGUGGCAGGACCGAGAUCCUGACGCUGCAGAGCGUCCUCCACACCUGCGGUGCCAUUUUUGGAGCGCUCGACGACAAGCUGUUCGAUGCAGCGCUCGACCAGGUCGCCGAGUAUGCCACCACCACGACCAAGAGCAACGCCGUCGACGCCGUCGGAGAGCUUGUGAAGAACCUGACCGCUGUCAACGCGACCAAGACGUUUGAAAAGUUCUUCCCCAUCUGCAAGCAGCGUAUCACGUCAGAGCUGCGUGCUGGUGCCUCGUCGACCAGAACGACGACGACUUCGAUCCCCCGCCCGUCGGAUGCGCCGCUGCACUGGUGGAUGUCGAUCCUCUACGGUCUCCUCGUUCCUGGCCGCUUGAACCUCCCCACGCACCGCAAGGAGUACAUGGAGCUGCUCCGCACCAUGCUGCAGCAUACCUACUCUGAGCGUGGAUGGGCUUGGGCGGGCAACAUUGUCGAGAAGACGCUGAGCUGCCUGACUGCGCUCUACCUCCAGGAGAUGAAGUUCCUGAACCCGACCGAGUACGCGAGCGAGGACUUCAAGCAGCACCACACCAUGUGGUGGGGCAAGCUCUACCGAGCGACCGAGGCCAAGCCUCAGUGGAGGCAGCCCACCGACGAGGACGUGGACAUGGCUUUGGAGGUUGUCGGCCUUGCCGAGGAGGCUGUCUCGACGAUCGAGGGUCUCCUGGAGAAGACGGAGCGCGACUUUGUCUGGAAGAACGACUUCUGCCGCGCGAUGAACGUCGUUGACGAGGUGAUGCUCGGCUCCUACUCCCUCAUCGGCGAGUUUGACCAGCACAAGACUGGCGGCCACUACGCCAAGGUUUACACCCCCGGACUGCUCGAGUCGCACAUCCACUACAAGGCCGGCUUCCUCUUGACCGACCCGAAGGACCCGCGCUACCAGCGCGUCAUGCACUUCCGCGAGCGUGCGGCCCAGAUGCUCCACAAGGCGUCCGUCAUGAUGCGCACUGCUGGUGAUGACAACUCGGUCGACAGUGUCAAGCUGCUCGUCGCCACUAUUGGCUCGUACCUCUUCUCGUAUGGCAUGCGCCACAAGAAGUUCCAGAGCGCAACCAGCGCGUACGAGAAUCUCCAGGCGAGCAAGCGUCUCUACGAGGGACAGCGCAAGGCGCACCGUUCCGUCCACCUCGGAGCGAUCCAGGUGCACCACAGCAACCGCCUCAUGUACGCGAGCUACAGCCGUCCCCGUUCCGCUCAGGAUGACGAGCUGAUCAGGGACCUUCUCGAGUUCGGUCUGUCGCCCUUCCUCCGCGUCCGCCGACGAGCCCAGUCCCUUCUGUCCUCGGUCAACUCGACGUAUCUCGAGUCCACCGUGCUCUUCCCGGACGUGCUCCUCGACGCUCUGAAGCCCGGUACCGACCCUGACCGCAUGAAGGGAGCCCUCUACAUCGUCAGGAGCUGCAUGCUUCACUACACGCGCUUGGUGCGAGACUGGGAGGGCAUGUCAAAGGUUGUGGAGGCCCUUCUCGGGGCCCAUCACGAGACCAAGACGUCCAUCCAAACCCUGGUUAACAAGACGCUCGACGACCUGACCCGCCUCGCCCACGAGUGCCAGUCCUUCCGCAUGAUCUACCGCGUGGAGGGUGCCGAGAAGGCGGCUGACGAGGUCGCCAAGGAGCUGACCCUUUUCAAGCCGGACGAGGAGUUCGUUGCGCGCAUUGAAAAGGGCGACGAGGAGCGUCUCGCGGCCCGCGACAAGGAGUACGAGGCUACCGUCGACCUCAUCUUGAGCAAGACCCAGGACCCGACUCUCAGCUGGCGCUACCAGCUCGCGGCCGCCCGUCUGCUGUACGUCAUCGUUCGCCGUGACCGUCCCACCGACCCGCGCCUGAUCGAGUACUUCCUGUCUAUCUGCCAGAGUACCCACCCGCGUCUCCGCGACUAUGGCCAGUGCGGUUUGACCCGCCUGAUGUUCGACGCUAUGCAGCGUUCGUACACCAAGGGCUCACCUGAGAGGCUCUUCCUUCAGGAGCCCUUCGAUCCUCUGGUCCGUAAGAUCGACAUCAGCAAGGAAGGACCGGACUUUACGGAGCGCUACCUCAAGAUGUUCCGCGAGGAGCCUUCCGACGAGUCCAUGCUACAGGAUCGCGUCGACACUGGAUGGCUCGUCUGGGGCAAGGAAAUGGAGGUCGCCCGCUUCGCCAAGUGGGACGAGCAGAUCUUCGAGCUCGAAGAGGGCUGCAAGUCCGCGAUGCAGCUGCUCUUUGAUGCCUGCGCCAGUGACGAGUGGUGGCAGAAGCUCUCUGGCCACUUCUCACAGGAAGAGUCGCGCAACUACCCCUCGGCGUCGCACAUUGACCUCAUCCUCGCUCUCUGCCAGAUUAUCGGAGUCCCCAUUCUCGACAAGAUCAAGCCAGUCGUUCAGAAGCUCAUGGCUGACAUUGAGGAGAAGGGCGUGUACGACCGUCACCAGACUCGCGCUCUUAUGGAGUUUAUUGCUGGUCUCUUACGCGGCCACGUCGAGUGGCCCGGUAAGGACCGUCAGGCAUUCUGGGACUGGUUCACGCCUCUUCUUCCCGAUAUUUUCCGCAACAUUCGUCAGGACGCUCUGCGCUGCUGGGAGAUCACGAUGGACUACGUCCUUCACCAGCAGGACCCGCGCCGCCACAAGCCCCUCGUUGACUUCAUGCUCACCACGGCCCUCAACACGGACUGGGAGGGUGGGUCUGCGUACGACCUCACGCGCCGCGUGCAGCUCUCGCGUAUUCUUGUGCGCUGCCUCAAGUGGCGCUUCACGGACUGGGCACCGGAAUUCGAGAAGCUCUACUUCAGCGUGUUCAACUGCACGUACGCCGACGUCCGCACCCAUCUCGGCAGCAUCAUGAACGGCCUCGACCAGCUGCACUGGAACGCCUCGUACCCCAACGUGCCGGCGCUCAUUGAGGCGGUCCGCAACGACCCCAAGUGCGAGACCGACAUCAUGGGUAUCCUGCCGCCGCGCCAGCUCCAGGCGCAGGUUGACGAGACAAUGGCCAAGAUUGAAAAGUUCCGCGCGGACCGCCCCAGCGGCCCGAAGGCGGCCAUGAGUGACCACGACACUACGGCGACGACCCUCAUCCACUGGCUCGCGACCGAGCUCGUUGACGUGCACGCCGUCGGAACGAUGCCGUACAUCGUCCCCAUCCUGCCCAAGAUCUUCGAGUUCCGCGAGAUGAACGACAACACGUCGAUGCAGCAGAACGCCGGCCGCCUCCUCGCCAUGAUCACGUCGAUCACGCCCGCGUUCCAGCUCGUCGAGCCGCUCAUGGAGCAGCUCAUCUCGAUCUUGCACAACUCUGAGAUCCACUGUAUGCCGGUGCUGAGUCUGACGUACUUCCGCAACAUGUCGCUCCUGUCCGAGCCGCUGAAGGCGAAGUGCCUCGAUGUCAUCUCGGCAUGCCUGAAGGACGAGAACCAGGAGGUCCGCGAGAUGGCGUCGGUCACACUUAGCGGCUUCCUGCGCUGCUCGCAGCGCUCCAUGGUGCUCGUGCUCAAGGACCGCUUCGUCCGCGACAUGCAGCGCAUCAAGCUCCCGCGCCGCACGCUGUCGCCGGGCGUCAUCAACCCGAAGUACCAGUCGACGCUCGUCGAGCUGCACGCCGCCGUUCUCGGAGCCGUUGCUAUCGAGCCGAUGCCGAUCAGCGCGUCUAUCCGCUCGUGUAUCGCGUCUUUCAAGCGCACGCACGAGAAGUACCAGGAGCGCAUGACCGAGGACCAGAUUGCAAGCAUGAACUAUGCCCAGGCUGGCAACAGCUAUUCCACCCACUUCUCCUCCAUCACCUCAUAA
Trichosporon asahii var. asahii CBS 2479 is the source of this 6705-nucleotide messenger RNA. RefSeq lists its product as uncharacterized. The coding region runs from base 1 to 6705 and encodes 2234 amino acids. Gene Ontology annotation, cellular component: nucleus; cytosol. Gene Ontology annotation, biological process: proteasomal ubiquitin-independent protein catabolic process. Gene Ontology annotation, molecular function: peptidase activator activity; proteasome binding. Lineage: Eukaryota; Fungi; Basidiomycota; Tremellomycetes; Trichosporonales; Trichosporonaceae. The record is from RefSeq and is a predicted model, not a curated record. The transcript has 9 exons.